Molecule: messenger RNA, 3513 nt
Organism: Stylophora pistillata
Lineage: Eukaryota; Metazoa; Cnidaria; Anthozoa; Scleractinia; Pocilloporidae
Product: LIM domain only protein 3
Biological process (GO): positive regulation of transcription by RNA polymerase II
Cellular component (GO): nucleus
Molecular function (GO): transcription coactivator activity; DNA-binding transcription factor binding
Source: RefSeq, a predicted model, not a curated record
CAUAAACAGAGUACAGAUUCUCACUUGUUGCGUUGGAAAGUGGUUCGUGAUCGCCAUAACCAAGUUUAUUUUGUUAUCAAGUACAUCGCGAACUUUGCACAAACGUGGCCGACCUGCAGAUUUUACUGGAAAAACUUGUCUGGGCUCUUUCUUAUCUCAGUCGUAAAAAUAUCAAACGUAAACAGCAAGAAGAGACUGAUGAAAGUGCUAUGCCCUCCUGCAUGUCCGCAUGGUAGAAAGAUCUAAGUCAACUUCGAUCUUUAUCUGCAUUAAAACUCAGUGAAAAUUUCGUGAACCCGUUUUGAAAGCUGAAGUGGGAUAGAGCCAGUUCGUUUGGAACCAGGUCUUCCAUUUCCUAUUGUUGUAACAUUCCAUUUCACGGACCCAAGAAAAGCAGUGUUGGAUUUAGGCAUUUUCAGAUGAUGGGGAACUAGAGUAUUUACCUCCCAUUAUGAAGUCGGUGCGUGAUGUCAAUUUGUAAUAGGACUGAGGUUAUUUAAGAAAAAUGAUAGCUCUGUCGAAAAUGCUCAUCCUUACCGUAGAAAGGAUUACGAAGUGUGGCUAAAGGAGAAUGAUGAGUGCAACAAAGCUGAAAAAUACGCGAACAAUUUCGGACUCGAACGUUUUUAUUGCUUCCGUCACUAUGUAAACUUUUUACAAUGCUCUUGUGAACAUAAUAUCACGGCACAAGUUUGGUGUACUAACAUGUUAGCAAAGCAAUAGCGUUAUUCUACAGGGCAUAUUAUGGAAUAUCUUUAUCCCCAGGUCAAAUCAAUUUUCCUUUGUUCUGUACACGCGUGUCAAAAGAUUUUAAAAUCAUUUCUUGAGUCACGUUUUUUGCUCACAGCUCCAUAAAAAACUACGUUCGUUUUUCUGCUAAAUUUAGAUAAAAGUUGUUGAGAUGGAUUUUGAAAGCGCCUAACGGUUUUACGAGUUUUAAUUUCAAUCUCACUGUAACGCUUGUCUGGUUAAUGUUGUGGAAGUUUGGUAUUUGAGUUGCAGGUACUGAAGAAUUUCUUCCUUAUUCGAUUACGAUUACUGAAAUGCAGACCUUCAAAUGGUUAAAUCGAAUGAAUUGCUCUAAGUUCGCCAGCUUUCCGAGUAAAGCCUAUGUCCAUUUUCGCGAACUGAAUGAAUCUUUGAAUGGCUAUGAAAAUCGGAGACUUGUGGUAAUACAUGAUUAAAAGACACUGUACGCGUUCGAUUUUAUUACAUGUUUGUCAAAAGACAAUUUUUUUUAAGCAGAUGAUAAGAUUGAGUACACAAAGAUAGAAAUACAAAGCAACAGGGGUACUGAAUACAGUUUAUCUUAGACUUCAAACUGGUUAUUCACCCAGAAAGAAGAAAAAAAAAAUGUGGAUUGAGGCUGUAGAUGAAUUAAUGAUUGCAUUUUUUUACAACGACACUGAAAGAAAAGCAGUUGAGAUACAAAUAAGCUUUUCACGGGGUGCAGUACUCGUCAGCGCAAAAUGUUUUCUCCAAAGUCUUCUAUUUUCUGAUCAAAAAACGAGUGCAGCAGGCAAUAUUGAUUCCCUGACAAAAAUAAAUGGAAAAAUCUGCCAUAUUCUAAACUUUUCCAUUCCUGUUUACGGUGUUUUUUAAUUUUGGUCAUUGUUCUACUUUUGGUACCUGUGUAAAUCAGCUUGUGGCGACGGAUAUUUUCGCCUUUAUUCAUUGUCAAAAAGCCUGUUAUUCUCUUUAUAAUGAACGAGCAAUUAAUAAGUCGCUCUUGUCUAAAUUACAAGUAAAGGCUAAAAAAUUUCUCCGCCCUAAAGCUCUCAAAUAUUAAUUCUAGAGUGAGGGGGAAAAAUGUUUGAUUGAAUACCAGAUGUAAUUUCAUCCGGAAAAGCAGGGUUUACAAAAAUAAAAUAUGGAAAAAUUGUUUGCAGAAUUUCAAUCCCGGGUGUGUGAUAAAUUAGCGAUGGCUAAUUACAAGUUUUUUUGCUGCAAUUGAAACUGUUUUCCGUAGAAAUAAAAGAGAAGCCAUUAGCGAUAUAAAACAAAACUUGAUAGUAAUUGCCUUUAAGAAUUUGCAUGCAAACUACGGACAGCUGGCCAAUUAGUGUCUAUUCUCUCAUCUUCAGAGAUUAAUCCUACGAGUGCUGAUUUUUUCGAUUUUAAAAAACCGCACUUAAGACGUCUCUUUAAAAGUCUUGCUAAGCCAUGUAGAAAUCCUGAUUUUUCCCCCUUUUCUUAUCAUUUUAAUUAAUUUCUGAAAGUAAGAAACGGGGCCGAUAUAAAUGACAGGAAAAUAUGCUUGGUUAACCAUUCCAUUUUUCAAUUUGCUUAUCGCAUUCAAUAAUUGCUAUCAUUUCUUCUCCCUUCUCAUGGAUACCUGUUCUAUUUGGUCCAUCUUGGCCAAUAGAAAGAGUCGCGUCAUUAGAGGUAAUUACUGACCGAAACAACAGUGUUUUAGUUAGAUCGCCGCCAGAUAUCAUUAGCAAUGAACACUGUUGAUGACAUACCGGAAGACAAUGGUUUUACAAGAAAUCGCUGGUUGAAAACUUCUUGUCGACGUUAAUCUCGCUGUACGCGCGUCGAAAACAACUUUUAGUCGAGGGAAAAGAAAGACAAAUCUUGACACAAGCUGACAUCAUGGCCACGGAGAACACGGGCCUUGUGAAAACAGGACAAAAUACACAUCUUUGCAGCGGCUGCAAAAUGCCAAUUACAGAUCGCUACUUGUUGGAAGCUUUGGGACUUUACUGGCACGAAGGCUGUUUAAAGUGUAACUGCUGUGAAUGCAAACUCGGUGAUAUUGGAUCGACGCUUUACAAUAAAGCUAACCUCAUUCUCUGCAAGAGAGAUUAUUUAAGAUUGUUUGGUAUCCCAGGUGUGUGCGCUGCAUGUAACAAACCAAUAGCUGCGUUCGAAUUUGUGAUGAGGGCCGCGAAAAACGCAUAUCAUAUCGAGUGCUUUUCCUGUCAAAUUUGCAGACAGAGGUUCAGGGUUGGAGAAAACUUCCACUUUUACAACAACAAAGUUCUUUGCUGGGAUCACUACCGAAUGGAGAAAGAGGGAGAGAGCACAGUAGAAAAUGCGGCAUAAGAAACGUGAGUUGCAUGGGCCAAGAAGUUUCACUUGCUGCAAUCUGCCAUUACACAAUUUCUUGAAUGAUUUUUGUUGUAAAAGGAAAAAAGAUUCGGUGUACAUAGAAUAAGACUUAUAAAGAAUCCUUUUCCGGGAUAGAUAAACACUAAAGAGGUGAGAAUAUACUUUAAACAUGUUGAACAACAAUUGCAAUAACUUCAAAAAUUUAAGCUGAAUAACUGCGAAAAGGAAAAACAUGUAAUGUAGCGUCUUUAAUCUUACACUUAAAAAAAAAAAUAGUUUAAAUGCCUCGAUAGGCGUUCGUGAUGGCUUAAACCAGAAAGUUUUUAUUAGUUUACGAAGAAGUGUUAAACCACAAAAACUGUAUUUGCAGGUUUGAGUUGAAGAGGACAAUGCUGCGAAAAUGAGCUCAAAAUUGCGAGCUAAAACCCCGCUUUUGGGUUUUGUAGAGAUGGUUUAAGU